CAUAAUAAAUAAUAAUACAUUUAUUGCACUUUUCUUAAAGACAAAUAUAAAAAUAGGGGGAGAAACGUAAGUGAGGUUAUCACAGUUCAUUCAUAAAAAUGAUAUAUAACCACACACAUUACAUAGUAGAAGGAUAUAUGAGAGACACACCUCGCAGUCCUGUUAAGCUCAGCUAAACAGUCUUCACAAUGCAAAUCCCUGUGCGCAGCAAGUCAGCAUGUUUGUCCACACGGAGCUGUGUAGGCUGGAGACUGUAGUCCAGUGCAGUCGGGAGGCACAGGCCACUGUGAUUACACAAAGGUAGGCCAGAACCACAUCGCCCAGCAUGUCUCUCCACACCUGCAUGUUUACCCAGUGGUUACUAGGAGAUUUAAAAAUGAAAUUCUAGAACACACAAAUGCAGUCUUGCAAUCUUUCGAUUUCUAGUUUUGUUGUGAGGAACUGUUGUGGAUUUACUGAGUUGCAUCAGCUGAUUUUGAAAUCAAAAGUCACUUGUCGGGGAUUUCUGAGUUUAUCUGCAUAAAGGUAAUUUCUGUCUUCUGUUUCUGAUGUGUAAAUAACUUAACUAUGAUCAUCAUAGUAAUGAAUUUAACCCCUUUUGGUAUGUUAACUUUCCUAAGGACUGCUACUGGACAUGCAGCCUGGCCUUCAGGUGUGUAUGCCCACCACUGCGUUGCUGGGCCUGCUGUGCCGAGGCUGCCUCAGCAGGGCACAGAAUCGACCCAGUCGCAGCUUCAGCUCUUGGCCUAGAAAGAUGACUAGGUGGAACAGUCAGGAGUCCUGCAAUGCUGAUACACCUCAGGAAAACCCACGUGUGCUCAUCACAGGUGGUUUGGGGCAACUGGGAGUGGGGCUUGCUCAAAUGCUUAGGAACCAGUAUGGGCCAGAGAGAGUGAUCUUGUCUGACAUCAAGAAGCCCCCUUCUCAUGUUUACACCAGUGGGCCGUUUGUGUAUGCCGAUGUGCUGGACUACAAGCACCUCAGAGAACUGAUCAUAAAUAAUCGCGUUACUUGGCUGGUUCACUACAGCGCUUUGCUUAGCGCUGUGGGUGAGGCUAACGUAGCAUUAGCACGAAAAAUUAACAUCACAGGUCUACACAACGUUCUGGAUCUGGCCUUGGAGAACUGCCUUCGCCUCUUUGUCCCCAGUACCAUUGGGGCAUUCGGUCCUUCUUCUCCCCGUGACCCCGCCCCUGACCUCUGUGUACAGCGUCCUAGAACCAUCUAUGGUGUCUCUAAAGUGCAUGGCGAACUGAUGGGGGAGUAUCUCCAUCAUAAAUAUGGCUUGGACUUUCGCUGCCUGCGUUACCCUGGUGUGAUAUCAGUCAACACUCCUCCUGGUGGAGGAACAACAGACUAUGCAGUUCAGAUCUUCCACGAUGCUCUCAGCACAGGUCACCAUGAGUGCUACUUGCGACCUGACACCCGUCUUCCCAUGAUGCAUAUCUCUGACUGCCACCGUGCCACGGUAGAGUUUAUGCAAACUCCAGAGUGCCAGCUGUCUCUGCGCACUUACAACAUAGCCGCCAUGAGCUUCACACCGGAGGAGGUGGCCCAAGAAAUUCGCAAGCAUCUCCCACACCUUAAGGUCACCUACAAUCCAGACUCAGUGCGCCAAACAAUUGCUGACAGCUGGCCUGUGAGAUUUGACGACUCCAACGCCAGGAGGGAUUGGGGCUGGGCACCAGCCUUCGGGCUCGAGGAGUUGGUGAAAGACAUGCUGCGCUGCGUCAGAGACAAGAGGACCAGAGAGGGAUUUCCUGUCAGCUAGCAGUUCCUUUUUGGCAGCUGAUAGACAAAUACUUCACCACUGGCUUUUUCAACUUGCAUUUAUCAACAACUUUCUUUUACUUCACUGCGACAGAGCAUCAGUGAACUCUUUUAAUCAGAACCUUUUAGUUUAUAGUGAAACUUGCUCAGUCUACUUCAGGAAAUCAUACACUGUUGAAGCUUUUUCACAUUUGUUUUUUGUCUUGUCAUAAGCAUCACUUUAUACAUCAGAAAGUUGCAUAAAUUACAGAAAAAAACUACACAUUGCUUUUUUAAGGAACAGAGAUCUCUAAAUGUUACGUUUCCCGCAUGCAACAACAUAAUAUUCUAUUACAGUAUAUUUUUUUACAAUAGACCAGAGGCAACCUUUAGAUUUACAAAACUGUUGUUUGCCAGAAUAUUCUGGUAUGGCCGCUCACCUAACUCUGGACUGCUUACCACAUUGUUCAUUCUGGCUGCCUUUAAAACACUCUUUUAUGAAAUCAAAAAUAAAGCUACUUGAUGUAGAAUCUGA
Molecule: messenger RNA, 2284 nt
Organism: Xiphophorus hellerii (green swordtail)
Lineage: Eukaryota; Metazoa; Chordata; Actinopteri; Cyprinodontiformes; Poeciliidae
Gene: tdh2
Product: L-threonine dehydrogenase 2
Exons: 8
Coding region: 635-1771 (378 amino acids)
Biological process (GO): L-threonine catabolic process
Molecular function (GO): L-threonine 3-dehydrogenase activity
Source: RefSeq, a predicted model, not a curated record